ACAAAACAAGGUGAGAAAAAACUUGGUUCGUAAGUUUACCAGGCGUUCCUAGGGAUCCCCUCCAUUGCCUUCUCGCAACUACUGUGCCAUGAUACUCCGUCGCCUCUGUGCCCUUGUGCCACGGGGCCCUUCCAUCGCGACACCACGAAGGUUUUACUCGGCCCUAUUACAGACGAAAUUCGGACAGCCUGGUUUUGAGACGCACCCUUGGUCACUCAAAGCCGGUGAGGGUAAUUACAAUUCGACUUCUCUCCCAUAGCUAUCACAGCUACCCUUUGGCACCGAACGAAGCUGACCGUCACAGUCACUCCCGGAAUCUCAGCCCUUGAGUACGCCACGCGUAGGGCAAAGCUUGCAUCCGAACUUCCCGACGGCGCUGUAGCGGUUGUGCCGGCUGCAUAUGUUAGGUAUCGUUCUGGACCGGUGUUUUACCCGUUUCACCAGAACCCGGACUUUCUCUACCUGACGGGGUUCCUGGAGCCGGAGGCUUUGUGUGUUAUCGGUAUGUAUGCGGUGCUGUGUUGGGCCUUGUAGCGGUGGGAGGGAUGCUAAUCAGGCGAAGAAAAGACGGGGCCGGUUGGGAGUGGCCAACAUACCUUUCAUCUGUUUGUUCGGGGGAAAGAUAGCAAUGCUGAGUUAUGGGAUGGUCCGAGAUCUGGGGUUCAAGCCGCUCUAGAUAUGUUUAACGCAGAUGAGGUUUUUAGUCUUGCUUCUUGGGAGUUCUAAUGGGAUUGGCUAAUGGAUCAGGCGGGGGAUAUCGAACAUGCUGAACAUCAUUUACGCCCUAUACUCGAACGGGCGAGCACGGUAUAUACGGAUGCUACCCUACCAGCUGGAAAAACUUCUGGAUUUGCAAGGUUGAUUGCCCCACCGCCAACAGCUGCACCGGGAUCUUUGGCGCAGAUGCUUCAAGACAGAAGGGUCCUGCCGUUAAAGUGCUUUAUGCACAAGUUACGGGUUUUUAAGAGCGGGGCGGAACUAUCAAACAUGCGGAAGGCGGGACAGAUAUCUGGAAGAGCGUUCAAUAAGGCAAUUGCUGCGAAGGAACGGUUUACCAUGGAACGCGAUCUCUGGGCGUUCCUGGAAUACAAGUUUCGGAUCGGUGGUUGUGAGAAGGAGGCGUAUGUACCUGUUGUUGCGGGCGGGCAGGUUCGCUUCUCCUUCUGCUGUGCCUUCGCACGCUGAUGUGUUUAGAACUCGUUGCACAUUCACUAUACUAGGAAUGACGAUAAAUUGGGGUUUGUUCUACUCUGUCGAUCUGUUUCACUCGUGCUGAAAUAUUUCAGGGAAUCCGACCUUGUUCUUGUUGAUGCUGGCGGAGUACGGUCCCCUAGCCCUGCCGUUGCACCCAUCCCACUAAUGACCAUAGCAAUACGGGGGCUAUGUCACAGACAUAACUCGCACUUGGCCCGUCUCGGGAACCUUCACUCCAGCACAAAAGGAUCUUUACCAAGCCGUCUUGAAUGUGCAAAAGCGAUGUGUAUCCCUUUGUCAUGAGGGUGCUCGCGUGUCACUCGACGAGGUCCACGAAGUAUCAGAAAUGGAGCUGGAGUCCGAACUGAAAAGACUCGGUUUCGACCUGACUUCCUCUCGGUUGCGCAGCGUGCUUUUCCCCCAUCAUGUGGGACAUUACGUCGGGUUGGAUAUUCACGAUUGCGGAAGUUACUCCAAAAGCGGGAAGUUGCGGGCUGGGCAGUGUGUUACUGUUGAGCCGUAGGUCUCCCUUCCAAUAAUGCCUGUUAGCGAGCGGGUUGGUUGGUUGAGGUUGCUGUAAGCUGAUGGCGUAUGGGUAGAGGCGUGUACGUCCCUGACGACGUGCAAUGGCCAAAACACUUCCGGGGCAUGGGAAUACGAAUUGAAGAUACUGUCUGUGUGGGCGAUGAGGGGCCGGUGGUGCUAAGCGUUGAAGCUGUAAAAGAGGUUAGUCGCAGCCCCCUCUUUCCCUCCUACACCGCCCAUCCACCCUGCCUUUGU
This is a messenger RNA of Tuber aestivum (summer truffle), 1974 nucleotides long. NCBI's taxonomy places the organism in Eukaryota, Fungi, Ascomycota, Pezizomycetes, Pezizales, Tuberaceae. The record is from the annotation of a GenBank genome assembly.